AUGGAAGAUAAAGAAUACAGACAGAACCGUGAAUCCAAGGAGAAAAUUAUUCAAAUUUUUUCAGAUUUCAUGACAAGGAUCACAAUGUUUGAAGAACUAGUAGACGCUGGAAGCAAAUUACUCGUCGGCUUUCAGCAAGCACUCGCAAGAGGUGUUGUCAGCGAACUUGAAUGCCUUCUUCAUGAUGCAUCAGGCGCAAUCCAAACUGCAAAUGAAAACUGGCCACUUUUCCAAGGCGAACAUAGUAAUGGAAACUUAGAUUCAUAUUUGGCUAUGUAUGAGAAUGAACGGAUCGUUCGCUCACUUAAUCUCAAGUCAUCACCUGGAGAACUGGAGAGCUAUUGCUUGAUGUGGUCGUUGCGGCCUUUUGUAGAUGAUGACAUCAUACGUGAAGCUUGGAGUCUUGUGCAGUGA
Fraxinus pennsylvanica is the source of this 414-nucleotide messenger RNA. NCBI's taxonomy places the organism in Eukaryota, Viridiplantae, Streptophyta, Magnoliopsida, Lamiales, Oleaceae. The record is from the annotation of a GenBank genome assembly.